AUGAUGGACGUUUCACAGAUGUCGGAAGAGGAGCAGCUGCAAGCCGCCAUGCGGCUUUCGCUGGAAGUUUCGGGACCGGCUUCUGAAACAGCGAAGCUGCGACCCAGCCAGCCCAAGCCCCGCAGCUUUGCAGGCAAAGAUCCUCAGGAUGUACUUCCUGCCCUGUUGCCUGCCACCGCGAAGAAGAAGCGUGGAGAACCGCGGGCUGAAGCUGGCGAAGCACAACUGGAGGAGGCCGAGGUGGCAGACUUGCUGCAGCUGCUCUUCGGCGACAGCCCAGAGGCCUCGGAUGUUGAGCGCUGGCUGAAUAUUGGCUUCAAUUGGAGCCAGCGUGCGGGCACUGAAUGGGGCCUUUGGCAGAAGCGAGGCGGUCCCUGUGGUGUUUUCGCGCCCGUACAGGCUUUCAUUGUCAAGCAGCUGCUCUUUAGCUCAGAGGGUGAUGUGCCUGACACCCGCCGGAAGGAGCAGCCACUGGGCAGCGCCGGAGCCGACGAUGAGGACACCCGUGCGGCUGUUCUGGCACAUGCCCUGGCAUGCGUUUUGUUUCAUAGCACUCCGAGCUCAUCCUACAUCAUUUGCCAGGUACGCCCCAGCGCAGAGGGCGACGGUCCGGAGGCACAAGCGGUGCAGGCGGCAGCGCCGGCAGUAGUGGCGGCAGGUGACGGCGCCAGUGCCCUGACGGUGGUGGCUCGGCGGACGCCGCGGGUUGCAGAAGCACGGCAACUCUUGGAAGAAGGCGCAGACAGCUGGUUGGCUGGGAGCCUGGGGGUGGUGAGCUUCCUUUUCUCUGUGCUCAUAAGCCGCACAGCCUCCACAGUCAGAGAAGACAUGGAUGACCCGAGCACGCCCUUGAUAGGGCGCUUUGGGCAUUGUAGCCAAGAAUUGGUCAACCUCAUGCUCAUCGGCGAGGCCACAUCGAAUGUUUUCGAUGGCACACGAUGGCUGGGAGACGAUCCUUCAACUGGUUUUCGGUUGAGGGGCGUGGACAGUGAGCACGUGGGGGUGCCACAAGUUGGCUUCCUCAGCGAGAUGGAGCCAAUGAGAUACCUGAAGGUUGGCAUGCUCUACAAGAAUCCAGACUUCCCCCUGUGGGUCCUGGGCUCCCCAACGCACUACACCAUGAUUUUCUCCACUCGAAGGGAAGACGCGCAGCUGAGUGAAGAGGCGCAGCUGGAGCAUCAAAUCAAGCAAGUCUUUGUCGAUAACUCAAUCGACGAGGGCGGCCUUGCCAUGUCCACGAGCUUGAGUAAGAUGCUCGAAGCUCUGGGAAUUGAGGGCAAGCAUCUUGAGGCCCAGCAGGACAUGGUCCGCGAGGAAGUCAUCCUGUGGGAGGAUUUUCGGCGUUGGGUCAGUAGACAAUUCAAUGUGACUUCUGGAGCUGACGGGGCGGCCAGCAACAAAAUACAGCUUUUUCUCUACGACGGUCAGGAUCCGCCUGGACCAUCGCUGAAGUCUGUGCGGGUGGAGCUCAGUGACAUUGACCCCGCCUUGGCGUCUGGUGGCUCGGAGGGAGAUGCCUUUGUGGCGACGCUUCACACGCGAUGGCCAAAUGCGGCGGUCUUGGUUGAGAACAGGUGA
Molecule: messenger RNA, 1578 nt
Organism: Effrenium voratum
Lineage: Eukaryota; Dinophyceae; Suessiales; Symbiodiniaceae
Source: the annotation of a GenBank genome assembly